Messenger RNA from Anguilla rostrata (American eel), 1476 nucleotides. RefSeq names its product nurim (gene nrm). Gene Ontology annotation, cellular component: nuclear membrane. Lineage: Eukaryota; Metazoa; Chordata; Actinopteri; Anguilliformes; Anguillidae. The coding region runs from base 38 to 862 and encodes 274 amino acids. The transcript has 4 exons. The record is from RefSeq and is a predicted model, not a curated record.
CAUCGCUCGAGCCGGAAACAUAUUUUUAUUGCGUGAAAUGGCGUCUGUUACGGGUCGCAACUUGGCAAUCUGCAUCGUUGCCCUCAUCAACUUCGUGUUCGUUUUCGGAACUGGGGCCGAAUUUGUCCGCUUCAUCUCCUUCAGAGCAAUUUACCACAACAUCACGGGAGGGCCACCGCUAUGUCGGGAUUCGGUGUCGUGGUCCGAGGCCCUGCGUGACAGCUCGGUGCUGCGUGCAGCGGGGUUGGACCUGGCGCUGCUGGCUCUGUUUGCAUGCCAGCACAGCCUCCUCGCCUGGGACCCUGUCAAGCGGGCGUGCCAGUCUGUCCUCGGGGUCCUGAACCGGGCUUUCUACUGCUCAUCCACGGCCCUGGCGCUCCAGGUUCUCAUGCGUUGCUGGCAGCCGGUGACCAGCGCCCCCUGCCUGUGGACCGUGAGCAGCGCGCCCUGGAACACCUGGUUCCCCCUGCUGUGCUUCACGCUGCACUUCCUGUGCUGGGCCAUCAUCUGCAGCAUCCUGCUCAUUUUCGACUAUCCGGAGCUGCUGGGCAUCAAACAGGUGUAUUACGAGUGUCUGGGUUUGGGGGACCCCCUGUCGCUGAAGUCACCCCGAGCCCAGCGGCUGUUUGCUCACCUGCGCCACCCGGUGUGCCUGGAGCUGUGCGUGGUCCUGUGGCUCCUCCCCACGCUGCCCCUGGACCGCCUGCUCCUGGCCGGGGGUCUGACGGCCUACCUGGCCCUGGCGCACUCCCUGGACAAGCAGGACUGCCAGUACCUCAGCAUCCAGCUGUCCAGCAAGCUGCAGCUCUUCAGCUCGCUACCAGAGGGCAGCACCGAGGUCAACGGUAACAAGCAAGACUGAAGAACAAAAAGCGCUUCCUAUGCCACGCCCCAGAAUGGACUUCCUUGCUUCCUGCUUUCCAUAAAGAACACACUUUAAGACUUAUUGCAGCUAUAAAGUUAUUUACUUUUUCAAAUGUUUUUUUUUUUUGCCUUAUUAUGGCUUCCACUCCAUAUUACGAGAAAUGAGAAGAGAUUGUAAAUUUGCACUGGUGUACCGUCUGCAUGCACACUGACGGGGGGGGGGCUUGGAAGGGAGGAACGUGUGGUUUAGAACCUGACAUUUAGGCCCUGUUCACAUUUGGAUUGGGUAAUGGACCAAUCAGGGGCCGGGAGUCUUGCCUGUUUGAUGCAAAUAACAACCCAUGCCCCCUCUGUCAUGCCAGAUGAAUGAUUCCAGCCACAGUGAUAUUAUUGUUCAUAUGGUUCAUUUUAAUUAUGACCCCAGUUAGCGACUGUUUUGAGGCCUGCCAAAUGCGAGGCCGGUGAGAAAUGUGGGCCAUUUCUAAGAUCUUACUCUUUUUUUAGGCUCCUGGUAUCUACACUGCUGGGGCAUAGUAACUCUUGGCCAACAAUAACUAAAUGUAUUUUACCACCAGUGUUUUGCAACUUAAAGUAUUUCAUAUAUUUAUUUAA